AUGCCUAUACCUAAGACUGCAGCUUGGGUAAUCAGGAAAAUAAUAGAAACAAGGAAUGAUAUACAUCAGCAACAAGUACAGGGUUCCCUGGGUGACAAAAUGAAGCCACUAGUGGUACAUGGCAAAUUUUCUAUAAAGCAAGCUUACUUAAUGUUGAUGCUACAGUACCAGAAAGUGCAAUGGAGGAACUUAAUUAUGCAGCCAAACAUUCAUCCUAGAUAUAGAUUUAUAACAUGGUUGGCUACACAUGAAAGAUUAGCUACUGUGGAUAGACUUAGCAGGAUGGGAAUACAGGUGCCACAGGAAUGUGAAUUCUGCAAGGCUAUCACAGAAACACAACACCAUCUCUUCUUUGAUUGCCCAGUCACAAAUAGAUUAUGGACAAGACUACUGCUAUGGCUUGACAUAAAGAGAAGUAUAAAAGAUUGGAGAGAAGAACUAAACUGGGCAAGUAAUAUGGCCAGGAAAAAGACAGGGAAGGCAGCAAUUAUCAGCUAUGUGUUUGCAAUGCUAGUAUAUAGUAUCUGGAGCGAAAGGAAUAUGAUAAGGUUUCAGCAAAGCAUAUUCGAGGAGCAAAGAUUGUGCNCUUGA
Nicotiana attenuata is the source of this 591-nucleotide messenger RNA. RefSeq lists its product as uncharacterized. Lineage: Eukaryota; Viridiplantae; Streptophyta; Magnoliopsida; Solanales; Solanaceae. The transcript has a single exon. The coding region runs from base 1 to 591 and encodes 196 amino acids. The record is from RefSeq and is a predicted model, not a curated record.